Messenger RNA from Hippocampus zosterae (dwarf seahorse), 2130 nucleotides. Its product is annotated as WAP, Kazal, immunoglobulin, Kunitz and NTR domain-containing protein 2-like. The transcript has 2 exons. Lineage: Eukaryota; Metazoa; Chordata; Actinopteri; Syngnathiformes; Syngnathidae. Gene Ontology annotation, cellular component: extracellular region. Gene Ontology annotation, molecular function: protein binding; serine-type endopeptidase inhibitor activity. The record is from RefSeq and is a predicted model, not a curated record. Bases 186 to 1910 code for a protein of 574 amino acids.
AACCCAACCACUCACUUAAAAAUGUUCCUCCAACUUCCUCAGGAUCAAGUCGACUCCUGUCCUGUUCCUGGCCCUUCCACACGUAUAAUGUGCUCCCGCGGGUCUUUUUAAAACUUCGCUGAGUUCAAAACUUCGACCUAACUUGUGUUCUUGGCCGCGUGUGGAACUGCGCUCCAAGUGCUGAGAUGUGGUGGAUGCUGUUCCCGCGUUGGAUCUGGUUUGUGGCCAGUGUGUGGAUGGAGCUCCAAGUUGGGGUUAUGCCUCAUCUCGCCUACUCACACGUGGGGAUGUGCCCGAACGACAUGAAUCCUAACCUCUGGGUGGACGCCAUGAGUACUUGUACAAGAGAGUGUGGAUCAGAUCAGGAGUGUGAAUCCUUUGAGAAAUGUUGCCAGAACGUGUGCGGGAAUCGUAGUUGUGUGGCAGCCCGAUACGUGGUUGGGGAGAAAGGCCCUGUGGGCAUGCCCAAGGAAGCGACCUGUGCCAGCUUCAUGUGCGCCCAGCAAGGGGCAGAGUGUGACAUCUGGGAUGGCCAGCCAGUGUGUAAAUGUCGGGAUCGUUGCGAGAGGGAGCCUCACUUUACAUGUGCUUCGGAUGGCAUGACCUACUACAACAAGUGCUACAUGGAUGCUGAGGCCUGUUCCAAGGGUAUCAGCCUCUCCGUUGUCAUGUGUCGUUUCCACCUCACCUGGCUGAGUACGAGCCCUGCGUUACCCCCGGUGACUACUUUCCACCCGACGACCACUCCCCUGCAGGUGACCGUCCCACCUCCCGCAGUGCCUCAGGCGCCUCUCAUCUUGAGCACCCCCGUUCAGCAAACUCUAAAUGUGGGUGACACGGCCAGCUUCCUGUGUGAUGUCACGGGGGGAUCCCCGCCUGAGAUCACUUGGGAAAAACAGCUUUCGGAAGGUGUCAACAAGGUGGUCAUGGGGCGCAAUCACGUCCGGGGGAAUAUGGUUGUCACCAACGCUGGUCAGCUUGUCAUUUACAGCGCCAAGAUGCAUGACUCGGGUGUCUACAUCUGCACAGCUCGGAACCCGUCUGGCUCGGUACAAGUCCACCACGCACUCAUGGUGCUGCCCAUAGAGCCAUCAAAGAGUCCAGUAGCUAUGGACUUGACCCGGUGCUCCCCUGAGGAGUGUCUGAAACCCCCCGACAAUCCCAACCUCUGUGGAAGUGACCUUGAGAAAGUGAGCUGGUUCUAUGACUCGCUAAGCAACAACUGCAUCUCUUUUACUCACUGCCACAGCAACAGCCAACAGCCAAGGAAGUUGUUUGAGACCCACGACAAGUGCAUGCAGUGCUGUGGUCCUGAGUUGUCGGGCCCCUGCGACCUCCCAAGUCUGCAAGGCCCAUGUAAGGCCUAUGAGCCCCGUUGGGCCUACAGUAGCAGCCUGCGCCAAUGCCAGUCAUUCAUCUACGGAGGAUGCGGGGGCAAUGACAACAACUUUGAAUCCAAAGAAGCGUGCGAAGAGAUGUGCCCCUACCCCCAAAACCACAACUGCAAAGCCUGUAAGCCGAGAGGUAAGAUAGUGACCAGCUUCUGUCGCAGUGACUUUGUCGUCCUGGGACGCAUGACUGAGCUCGCAGAGGAGAAAGACUCUGGCCAUGCUCUUGUGACUGUGGAGGAGACCCUCAAGGAUGAGAAGAUGGGCCUCCGCUUUUUUGGUAAGGAAGCUCUCGAGGUAAACUUCAUCAACAUGGACUGGAACUGCCCGUGCCCCAACAUUACAGGCGCUGCUGCCGAGGGCCAGGUUAUCAUCAUGGGUAACGUUCGCGAAGGUAUGGCUGUGCUGGAGCCGCACAGCUACGUAGGCGCCUCAAGUCCUCGUCGCGUCCGAAAGCUUCGAGAGGUCAUCUCCAAGAACACUUGUGACAUUCUCAAAGCCAUCACCAACAGUCCUCUAUAGGCUAUUUGAAGGUCGACUACAUUGAAGGGAAACGACACAACUCUGUCUUUGUAGUUCCAUUAACCUCCAUACAGGAACUACACAGCUUUGGCAAUUCAUUCUAUGUGUUUUGAACUGAAAACUGACCAACCACUUACUAUUUACCAGAUACAGCCAUGUAUCAGUGGCAUUGCUCAGACUUGGUGACAUCACACCACUUCUACUUAGGUAGACUGUAUAU